AUGGAGAAGAAAUUGAUUCUCCAAACAGGGAGCUUCUUGGAAUUCUUGCCUAUGCUGCAGCAGUUCCGGGAGGAAUAUACUCCAAGUACUCUGCCGUACCACUUGGUGGUGCCUUCGUUACCGGGAUUCACCUUUUCCUCCGGCCCACCACUGGACAGGGACUUUGGAACGGCUGAUAUUGCCCGGGUUUUGGAUCAGCUCAUGGGUGAUCUGGGUUUCGAGAGCGGCUAUAUUGCUCAAGGUGGUGAUAUUGGUAGUCGCAUCGCGCGGCACUUGGGUGUCGACCAUGAGAGUUGCAAAGACGACCAUCUCAAUGCUUCCGAGAAGCGCGGUAUCGAUAGAAUGCUCAACUUCAUGGCCAUGGGAUCCGCCUAUGCAACGGAGCACGGCACUCGGCCUAGUACCAUUGGCCAUGUUCUGUCGACGAGCCCUCUCGCUCUUUUAGCGUGGUAA
This is a messenger RNA of Penicillium alfredii, 453 nucleotides long. RefSeq lists its product as uncharacterized. Lineage: Eukaryota; Fungi; Ascomycota; Eurotiomycetes; Eurotiales; Aspergillaceae. Gene Ontology annotation, molecular function: epoxide hydrolase activity. The coding region runs from base 1 to 453 and encodes 150 amino acids. The transcript is spliced from 2 exons. The record is from RefSeq and is a predicted model, not a curated record. Gene Ontology annotation, biological process: epoxide metabolic process.